Messenger RNA from Podarcis muralis (Common wall lizard), 3276 nucleotides. The record is from RefSeq and is a predicted model, not a curated record. NCBI's taxonomy places the organism in Eukaryota, Metazoa, Chordata, Lepidosauria, Squamata, Lacertidae.
AUGUCGUUAAGGACAGCUAUUUCUGGCUUGAUAAGGACGCAGGAAGCUGAUUACUUGCUGAAACCACUACCUCCAAAUAUUGCACUUAAACACAACUUCUCUGCUCCUCACGGUCACCGCCCUCAUGUACUGUAUAAGAGAUCUACUGAGCCUCAGCUGGCAUUUGAUAAUGAGGUAACUGUGAAUGAUGAGAGGCAAAGGGAAGUGGAUGCUCACAAUCAUGUUUUUCAAGAGACCCACCAUCAUCGCAAUUCUGAGCGGCGGCAAAAACUGCACUUUUGUGGGAGGCGCAAGAAAUAUAUGCCCCAGCCUCCAGAUGGAGACACUUACAUCCUGCCAGAUGAAUAUAGAUAUCUACUGCGAAGCAAACGAUCUCUUAUGAAGGCUCACAAGAGCAAAGAGCUGAAUGUUGAGACCUUGGUGGUGGUUGACAAAAAGAUGAUGCAAAACCAUGGCCAUGACAAUAUUACUACGUACGUCCUGACUAUACUCAAUAUGGUUUCUGCUUUGUUCAGAGAUGGAACCAUUGGAGGAAAUAUCAAUAUCGCAGUUGUUGGCUUGAUACUUUUGGAAGAAGAACAGCCAGGGCUCAUGAUCAAUCACCACGCUGACCAUACCCUGAGUAGUUUUUGUCAGUGGCAGUCCGGGCUGAUGGGAAAGGAUGGGAGCCGCCAUGACCAUGCAAUUUUGCUUACCGGCCUAGAUAUAUGUUCCUGGAAGAACGAGCCAUGUGAUACGUUAGGAUUUGCUCCAAUAAAUGGAAUGUGCAGUAAAUAUCGCAGCUGCACAGUUAAUGAAGAUACUGGACUCGGUCUGGCAUUUACUAUUGCUCACGAGUCUGGACACAACUUUGGCAUGAUCCAUGACGGAGAGGGAAAUAUUUGCAAAAAGUCUGAAGGUAACAUCAUGUCACCCACGCUGGCAGGACACAAUGGGGUCUUCUCCUGGUCAGCUUGUAGCCGUCAGUAUCUCUACAAAUUUCUAAGCUCUGCUCAGUCCUUGUGUCUUGCUGAUCAGCCUAAGCCCGUGCAUGAGUACAAAUAUCCCGAGAAGCUACCAGGGGAGCUGUAUGAUGCUGCCACGCAGUGCAAGUGGCAGUUCGGUGAGAAAGCCAAGCUGUGCAUGAUGGACUUCAAAAAAGAUAUUUGCAAAGCAUUGUGGUGCCAUCGGAUCGGCAGAAAAUGUGAAACCAAAUUCAUGCCCGCUGCAGAAGGUACAACAUGUGGAUAUGACAUGUGGUGCCGUGGAGGGCAGUGUGUCAAGUAUGGCGAUGAAGGGCCCAAGCCAACCCACGGACAGUGGUCAGAGUGGUCCCGAUGGUCAUCGUGUUCCAGAACCUGCGGAGGAGGCAUAUCUCACCGAGAGCGAAAUUGUACGAAUCCAAGACCGUCGCAUGGAGGAAAGUUCUGCGAGGGUUCCUCUCGAAUGUUGAAACUCUGCAACAGUCAGAAGUGCCCAAAGAACAGCAUUGGCUUCAGAGCAGCCCAGUGUGCAGAAUUCAACAGCAAGCGGUUCAGAGGAUGGAACUACAAGUGGAAGCCUUACACUCAAGUAGCAGAUCAAGACUUGUGCAAGCUGUACUGCAUUGCAGAAGGCUUUGAUUUCUUCUUUUCUCUGUCGAACAAAGUAAAAGACGGGACGCCCUGCUUGGAAGAUAGCCCUAAUGUCUGUGUAGAUGGGAUUUGUGAGGUGGUUGGCUGUGAUCACGUCCUAGGCUCCAGUUCUGUGGAAGAUGCUUGUGGAGUGUGCAAAGGAGACAAUUCAAGCUGUAGAAUAUAUAAGGGGCAGUACACAAAAUACCACCCUACAAACCAGUACUACAACUUAGUUACUAUCCCUGCUGGAGCACGAAGCAUCCGUGUGUAUGAAAUGAACACCUCCAGCUCCUACAUUGCUGUUCGGAGUUCCAGUAAAAAAUACCACCUCAAUGGCUACUGGACCAUUGACUGGCCUGGGAGAUACACGUUUGCUGGAUCUGUUUUUGACUACCGAAGGCCACCUAACCAGCCAGAGACAUUAACUGCUCCUGGGCCGACAAAUGAAAGUGUGGUAAUAGAGCUUCUCUCUCAAGGCAAAAACCUAGGAAUUGGCUGGGAAUAUUCCCUUCCCAAGGCAGAAAGUGAAAAAAUGACACCACUGAAGCCUAACUAUACAUGGGCCGUCACCCAUUCCGAAUGCUCCGUCUUGUGUGGAGGAGGUCAAAUGGUCACAAAAGCAAGUUGCUACAAAGACGGGCAGGUACAGGUGGAUCCUUCUUUCUGCAACCCCAAGACUCAACCAGCUCCUGGAAUUGUUCCUUGCAAAAUGGCAGCUUGCCCUCCCAGCUGGUCUGUCGGCAACUGGAGCGAGUGCAGCUUGACGUGUGGAGCAGGCGAGAGGUACCGCUACGUUCGUUGCAUGCAGAGAGUUCACUACAAGCCAGAAUGGGUGUCGGAUUCUCUUUGUCGAUUCCCGGCCCCAGCCAACAGGGAACUCUGCAACAAACAAAACUGCCCACCGACCUGGAGUGCUGGGUCCUGGUCUGAGUGCUCUCGAACAUGUGGGAAAGGCUGGAGGAAAAGAGUGGUUUUGUGCAGAAGCUCCAGUUCUACUCCCUGGGCUCAGGUUCUGUCCGAUGCUGCCUGUGCCUCGGAACUGAAACCGAAGAUGCAGGAAGCCUGCCUCCUGAAGCGAUGCCACAAACAUAAGAAGAUCCAGUGGUUUGUGUCCACAUGGACCGAGUGCUCUGUGACGUGUGGAAAGGGAGUGCAGAGGAGGACACUGAACUGUGCAGAAAAAUAUGUUUCUGGAAAAUACAGAGAACUUGCUCCUAAGAAGUGUUCCCACCUUCAGAAACCAAACAUAGACCUGGAAAAGGCCUGCAUCCUAAACCCAUGUCCCAGGCACUCUGCUUAUUCACCAGUAAGUCAAGGCAGCUGGUUUUCAUCUUCUUGGUCUCAGUGCACAACAACCUGUGGAGGAGGCAUGCAAGUCAGGUCUGUUCAGUGUCUGGCCAACGGGAGGUCAGCCACUGGAUGUCUGCUGCACCAGAAGCCGGUCGCCUCGCAGGCCUGUAACACCAACUUCUGCCCUCUUCCUGAAAAGAAAGAUACCUUCUGUAAGGAUUACUUUAACUGGUGCCACUUGGUUCCCCAGCACGGCGUUUGUAACCAUAGCUUCUACGGGAAGCAAUGCUGCAGGUCUUGUGUAAACUCAAAUUUGUAAGGGAGACUUGCUCCUCAGGCAAAAAGCGUAGCUUUUGAGUGCAAACCUUGCUGCGCCUUCAAACCCGGAACU